Odocoileus virginianus texanus is the source of this 1509-nucleotide messenger RNA. It is a transcript of the gene ADGRG7, whose product is annotated as adhesion G protein-coupled receptor G7. Gene Ontology annotation, cellular component: membrane. Gene Ontology annotation, molecular function: G protein-coupled receptor activity. The record is from RefSeq and is a predicted model, not a curated record. Lineage: Eukaryota; Metazoa; Chordata; Mammalia; Artiodactyla; Cervidae. Gene Ontology annotation, biological process: cell surface receptor signaling pathway; G protein-coupled receptor signaling pathway.
AUGCCAGUGAAGAUGUUUUUCAAAGAGCUGCUUCUGCUGCUGAUAGUGAUGAUACCUUUGCAACCUAAUGUCAAGGCAUGUGGCUUCGUAGUGUAUCAAAACAACAAGCUUUUCCAAUCAAAAACUUUUAUAACUAAAUCAGACUUUAGUCAAAAAAUUGUCUCAAGCAAAACAGAUGAAAACGUGGAAGAUCAGAGUGCUUCUGUUGAAAUGGUCUUUAAUCCAAGGUACAACCGAACAGAAUUCCAGCUUCAUUCCUAUGCCUGUGUCUACUGGAAUUUUUCCAUGAAGGAUUGGGACACACGUGGCUGUCACAAACGGGGGGCCACUAAUGGACUUCUACAAUGCUACUGCAACCAUACUACUAACUUUGCAGUGUUAAUGAGUUUCAAAAAGGAAUAUAAAUAUCCUGAAUCACUAGAUGUAUUUUCCACGUUUGGAUGUGCACUGUCCAUUGCUGGUCUGGCUCUCACAAUUAUAUUUCAGAUCGGCACCAGGAAAGUCAGAAAAACCUCAGUCACCUGGGUGUUGGUUAGUCUGUGUGCAUCAAUGCUGAUCUUCAACCUCUUCUUCGUGUUUGGAAUUGAAAACUCCAAUAAGAACAUAAAGACAAGUACUAGUGACAUCAGUGGUACUAACUUGAGUAACAAUGAAAUGCUCAGACAAGACACUGUUGUCGUCUCGAAUCCCAAAUGCACCGCAGUUGCUGUCUUGCUGCACUAUUUUGGCUUAGCGACCUUUGUCUGGAUGGGACUCAGUGCAGCCCAGCUCUGCUUCCUGCUGAUCAGGACCAUGAAGCCGCUUCCUCAGCAUUUCAUCCUCUUUAACUCUUUAAUUGGAUGGGGAGUUCCGGCUAUAGUGGUAGCUGUGACAGUGGGAAUCAUUUGUUCUCAGAAUGGAAAUAAUUCACAGUGGGAGUUAGACUACCGGCAAGAGGAAAUCUGCUGGCUGGCAACUCAAGGAAGCAGUGGUUUGAUAGCAAGUCCAUUGUUGUGGUCAUUCAUUGUACCUGUGACCCUUAUCCUCAUCAGCAACAUUGUUAUGUUUAUUAUCAUUGUAAUCAAAGUACUGUGGAAGAAUAAUCAGAAUCUGACAAGCACAAAGAAGAUUUCAUCCCUAAAGAAGAUUCUUAGCACAUUAUCCGUUGCAGUUGUCUUUGGAAUUACCUGGAUUCUGGCAUACUUAAUGCUAACUGAUAAUGAUGACAUCAGGGUCAUCUUCAGCUACAUAUUCUGCCUUUUCAACACAACUCAGGGAUUGCAAAUUUUCAUCCUCUACACUGUGAGAACAAAAAUCUUCCAGAGCAAAGCGUCCGAAGUGUUGAAGUCAUUUUCGUCCACUGCUGGGAGAGUGAAGGUGCUGCCGUCAGUGCCGCUGAGGCUGCGUGUGAGGAUGUACAGUUUGAUGAGGUCAUUACCAGCCCUGCAUGAGCGUUUCCGGCUGCUGGAGCCGUCUACACUUAGCGAGGAGGUGUCCGAGAGUGACCAAGUGAACCCGAGCAUCUAGACA